This is a messenger RNA of Trichosurus vulpecula (common brushtail), 318 nucleotides long. RefSeq names its product cytochrome c oxidase subunit 6A1, mitochondrial-like. The transcript has a single exon. Gene Ontology annotation, molecular function: enzyme regulator activity. Lineage: Eukaryota; Metazoa; Chordata; Mammalia; Diprotodontia; Phalangeridae. Gene Ontology annotation, cellular component: mitochondrial inner membrane. The coding region runs from base 1 to 318 and encodes 105 amino acids. The record is from RefSeq and is a predicted model, not a curated record. Gene Ontology annotation, biological process: mitochondrial electron transport, cytochrome c to oxygen.
AUGGCUGUAACGGCGAGCGGUCGGCUGCUGGCACAGCUGGGCCAGGUCUGCGCCGCGGCGAGGCGGUCGUUCGCCAGCAACGCCCACACUGAGAAGAGCUCGGGCCGCAUGUGGAGGACGCUGACCUUCUUCGUGGCGCUCCCGGGGGUGGUGGUCAGCAAGCUCAACGCCUACCUGAAGUCGUGGGAGCAUCACCAGCGGCCCGAAUUCGUCCCCUGCCCCCACCUCCGCAUCCGGACCAAGCCCUUCCCAUGGGAAGAUGGAAACCACACUCUGUUUCAUAACCAUCACCUCAAUCCUCUCCCAAACUGGGUAUGA